Messenger RNA from Malaclemys terrapin pileata, 8001 nucleotides. Its product is annotated as protocadherin gamma-B5-like. The record is from RefSeq and is a predicted model, not a curated record. Bases 101 to 5338 code for a protein of 1745 amino acids. Gene Ontology annotation, cellular component: plasma membrane. Gene Ontology annotation, biological process: homophilic cell-cell adhesion. NCBI's taxonomy places the organism in Eukaryota, Metazoa, Chordata, Testudines, Emydidae. The transcript has 5 exons. Gene Ontology annotation, molecular function: calcium ion binding.
UCCACGAACUACUGAUUGAAGAGCGGGAUUUUUAUGUUUACUAGUUUUUAUAUACUGUUCUGACACUCGGACUCUAAGGCAUCUAUUUCCAGUGGUAGACAUGACGGAUAUAAAAAGGCUCCGGGACUGCAACUGGCGAGUCCUGUUCUGCUUUGUAUUUUUUACCGUUUGGGAGGCAGUUUCUGGGCACAUUCGCUAUUCCAUUCCGGAGGAAAUGCAGAAAGGCUCUUUCGUGGGGAAUAUCGUUCAGGAUCUAGGGCUCGAUACAAAGGAGUUUUCAGACCGCGGUGUCCGCAUUGUUUCCAGAGGUAGGACUCAGUAUUUUGCUUUGAAUGUUAAAAGCGGUUAUUUAUGCCCCACAGAAAGGAUUGACAGAGAGCAGAUCUGUGGCCAAAUGGAGAAAUGUCUGUUACAUUUUGAGGUUCUCGUUAAGGAUAAAGCUAAACUUUUCCCAGUUGAAGUUGAAAUCACUGAUAUUAAUGACAAUGCGCCCCGCUUCCAGGAAGAUGAAUUGGAAUUUAGAAUCAGUGAGUUAGCCGCUGUGGGAACCCGAUAUUCUCUUGAGGGGGCGCAGGAUGCAGAUGUGGGAACCAAUUCUGUGCAGGGCUAUUAUCUCAGCAGUAACAAACACUUCUCUCUGGAUGUGCAAACGGGAGCUGACGGGGACAAAUAUGCCGAACUGGUGCUGGAAAAUUCUCUAGACCGGGAAGAACAAGCUGUUCACGAUCUAAUCCUCACAGCCACUGACGGGGGAGAUCCAGUCAGGCACGGCACUGCGCAGAUCCGUGUUAUCGUCCUUGACGCAAAUGACAAUGCACCAGUUUUCAGUCAGCCUGUCUAUAAAGUGAGUGUUUUGGAAAAUGUACCCGUCGGGUCUCUGCUGCUGACAGUAAACGCCACAGAUCCCGACGAAGCGAUAAAUUCGGAGGUCACAUAUUCACUCCGGAAGAUGAAAGACAAAGCGUCUCAGAUAUUCCAGGUGGAUUCUAAAACGGGAGAAAUAUCAACUGUGGGAAACCUGGACUAUGAGGAAGCUGCAUUAUAUGAAAUGGAGAUUCAAGCCAAAGACGUUGGAGACCUCUCGGCCAGAUCUAAAGUCCUGGUUACUGUGAUUGAUGUUAAUGAUAAUGAGCCUCAAAUUACAGUCACCUCACUCACCAACUCUGUGAGCGAAGACAGCCCACCGGGAACUGUAAUCGCCUUUAUAAAUUUACAUGAUCUGGAUUCUGGAGAGAAUGGUGUUGUCAUAUGUUCUAUACCACCCAACCUGCCAUUCAGGUUACAGAAAUCAUUUGACAAUUAUUACAGUUUGGUGAGUGACAGAGCAUUGGACAGGGAGCGGGUCUCCGAUUACAAUAUAAGUACCACAGCCACAGACCGAGGGACUCCUCCUUUAUCAUCAACAACAACUAUUUUAGUACAUCUUUCAGACAUAAACGACAACGCUCCUAUUUUCAACCAGACAUCCUACACUUUGUACAUCACAGAGAACAAUCCCAGAGGAACUUCCGUUUCUUUCCCGAAAGCGAAUGAUCCUGACUGUGGGGAGAACGCCCGAGUCACCUACUCUGUUACCGAGGGUCAGAUCCAGGAAUCUCCGCUCUCCUCCUACAUCUCCAUUAACUCCGAGACUGGGGCUCUCUACGCUCUGCGCUCCUUCGAUUACGAACAGUUCCGGGAGAUUCGGUUCCAAGUGCAGGCUCAGGAUGGGGGUUCCCCACCUCUCAGCAGUAAUGUCUCCGUCACUCUCUUUAUCCUGGAUCAGAAUGACAACAGCCCGCACAUCUUACAUCCCUCCUUUCCCACCGAUGGCUCCACGGGAGUGGAGUUGGCCCCUCGCUCCUCCGAGCCGGGUUACCUGGUCACUAAGGUGGUGGCGGUGGAUGCAGACUCCGGGCAGAACGCCUGGCUCUCCUACCAGCUGCUGAAGGCUACAGAGCCGGGGCUCUUUUCUGUGGGACUCCACAGCGGCGAGAUCAGGACAGCGCGCUACUUUCUCGACAAAGAUGCGCUCAAGCAAAGUCUGGUGGUUUUAGUGAAGGACAACGGGCAGCCCCCUCUCUCUGCCACGGCCACUGUCACGGUGGUGAUGGCUGACAGCAUCCCCGACAUCCUCUCCGAUUUAAGCAGCCUCUCAGCUCCUACAGACCCCCAGUCCAGCCUCACCUUGUAUUUGGUGAUCGCUGUGGCUUCCGUUUCCUGCUUGUUCUUUAUCUUUAUCAUAGUGUUACUGGCCCUGAGGCUCCGCAGGUGGAGAAACUCGCAGCUGUUUGACUCCUCGAGUGUGACUUUCAGUGGAGUUCCCGUCUCGCAGUUUGUGGGGCUCGAUGGAGUCAGAGCUUUUCUUCACUCCUACUCACAUGAGGUUUCUCUAACCACGGACUCCAGAAAGAGCCAAUUCAACUUUCCCAAAUCAAACUAUUCAAAUACUCUGACCAGUCAGCAGACCUGUGAGAUAAAUGAUUCUGUGUCAAUAUCGGGAGAUUUAAAGAAUGGCGAUGGUGAGAAGAAAUUUGUUCAAGUGAUGCAAGCGAGUGAGAUGGAAACCGGACACAUACAGACCGAAUGGGCAGUCACACGGCAGGUACUGUUGUUUCCUUUCUUAUUCUCUUUGUUCUGCCGGGCCGUCUCGGAGCAGAUUCGUUAUUCGAUUCCUGAGGAAAUGUCCAAAGGUUCCCUUGUGGGGAAUCUCGCUAAGGAUUUGGGGUUGGAUGUCAGAGAACUGCCGCAGCGGAAGCUCCGUGUCAGUUCGGAAAAGCAAUACUUCAGUGUGAAUGGGGAAAAUGGCAACCUGUAUGUGAAUGACAGGAUAGACCGGGAGGAGAUAUGCGGGGAGACACCCCUUUGUGUCCUGGCAUUCGAAACGGUGGUUAAAAAUCCUUUAAAUAUUUACCUCGUGAAUGUCGCAAUCCAGGACAUUAAUGAUAAUGCCCCGUGGUUCAUAAAGAGUGACAUUGAUCUAGAAAUCAGCGAAUCAGCACUGCCGGGUGCGAGAUUUCGACUAGAAUCUGCGCAAGAUCCGGAUUCUGGGAUCAACUCACUGCAGAAUUACCAACUCAAUAAAAACCCCUCCUUUACACUGGCAGUGAAAGAGAGCCCAGAUGGCAAAAAGCAAGCAGAAUUAGUCUUAGAAAAGUCUUUGGAUCGGGAGGAGGAAAGUUCCCACCAGUUAAUCCUGACGGCUCUGGAUGGGGGAGAUCCAGUCAGAUCUGGGACAGCUAAAGUUAGGAUUAAAAUUACUGACGCCAAUGACAACCCCCCUGUAUUCACUGAACAGAUCUACAAAGUCAGCCUGAGGGAAAAUCUACCAAAGGGCUCCUUAGUGUUUCAAGUGAAAGCCAGUGACAAAGACGAAGGUUUAAAUGGCCAUAUAUCAUACUUUUUCGACAGCAUACCGGAAAACACCCGCAAAUUAUUCCAUUUGGACCCUGAGAAUGGAGAAAUUACAAAUACAGCGAUCCUGGAUUUUGAAGAGAAAAAUGAAUACAUCAUGGAAUUGGAAGCCAGGGAUGGAGGUGGGCUGACCGAUCACUGCAAAGUUCAUAUAGAAGUACUGGAUGAGAACGACAACGCCCCGGAAGUGACGAUUUUAUCAGUAUCCAGUCCUUUUUCCGAAGACUCACCGCCAGGAACAGUGAUAGUUCUGAUCAAAGCUCUUGAUCCAGAUGCCGGACAAAAUGGAGAACUUAGUUGUAGUAUUCAACACAACUUGCCUUUUAAAAUAAUAUCAUCUUCUAUUAAUUACUACAAGCUCCUCACAGACAGCACGCUGGACAGGGAGAGAACUUCGGAGUACAAUAUCACAAUCACAGCCACAGACAAAGGCUCUCCCCCCCUCUCCACCCAGAAAACCAUCCUGUUGCAGAUCUCGGAUAUCAAUGACAACGCCCCUGUCUUUCAAAAACCUUUCUACAGCGCCUAUGUGCCAGAGAACAAUCCCUCGGGGGCCUCUAUUUUCAGUGUAGCAGCCUCAGACCGGGAUCUGGACCGGAACGCCCGACUCACUUACUCCAUCUUGAGCAGCAACCUCGAGGAGCUGCCUCUCUCCUCCUACAUCUCCAUUAACUCCCAGACCGGAGCUAUCUAUGCCCAGCGCUCCUUCGACUACGAGCAAUUCCGGGAGUUUGAAGUGCAAGUGAAGGCCCGAGAUGGCGGGUCCCCGCCUCUCAGCAGCAAUGUCACCGUCAGGGUGUUUAUUCUGGAUCAGAAUGAUAACGCCCCUCGCAUCUUGUACCCUUCCCUGGGAGCCGAUGGCUCCGCCUUGUUCGAGAUGGUCCCUCGCUCGGCCGAGGCAGGUUAUCUGGUGACUAAGGUGGUGGCGGUGGAUGCUGACUCAGGACACAAUGCCUGGCUCUCCUACCAUCUGCUCCAGGCCACGGAACCGACGCUUUUCAGCAUGGGGCUGCAUACCGGGGAGAUCCGGACAGCCCGCGCCUUUGCGGAGAGAGAUGCUGUGAAGCACAGGCUGGUCACCCUGGUGAAGGAUAACGGGCAGCCGCCUCUCUCUGCCACAGUGACUCUCAACCUGGUGUUUGCUGAGAACUUCCAAGAGGCUCUUCCGGAAAUGAGUGACCAAUCGGGUGACUCGGCACCUCAGUCUGAUUUACAGUUUUACUUGGUGUUGGCUUUAGCCUUCAUCUCAUUUUUAUUUCUAAUUACAAUUAUAGUGGCGAUAGCCAUGAAAGUUAGAAGUUCAAAAAGCUCCUCUAUUCAGUAUGUCAGGCCUGCGCUUUAUUCCAAGGCUGAUCCCAGAUUCCUACCAGAUUACGAAAACGGGACUUUGUCGUAUUCCUAUAAUUUGUGUUUGGCUACAGACUGUGGGCAAAAUGGAUUUAACUUGCUUAAAAGUAGCGACCAGAACAUUACAGCUGAGAAUAUCCUUUGCAAUGACAACUCUGGGAUUUUAGUUGUGAAUAAUUCUGGUUCUGAAGCACCCAAAUCCGCGUCCGAAACUCUUCUCAAGCAAGCACAGCCUAACCCGGACUGGCGUUUCUCUCAGGCCCAGAGACCUGGAACCAGUGGCUCCCAGAAUGGAGAAGAAGGUGGAGCUUGGCCAAACAACCAGUUUGAUACAGAAAUGCUUCAAGCCAUGAUUCUGGCAUCAGCAAAUGAAGCAGCUGAUGGGAACUCUACAUUGGGAGGAGGAGCCGGCACUAUGGGCCUCAGUACCAGGUAUGGCCCCCAGUUCACACUGCAGCACGUCCCUGACUACAGGCAGAAUGUGUACAUCCCCGGCAGCACUGCAACCCUCUCCAACUCCUCAGGUAAACGAGAUGGGAAGAGCUCAGGCUCUUCAGGUGGAAACAAGAAGAAGUCUGGGAAGAAGGAGAAGAAGUAGAAUUGACAGACCAUCAACAGCUUAGACCAACAGGGCAGACCCCUCCAGCACUCCCCCAAAUCACAGCUUAGGAUAGAGGAUGAAUGUGAAUUUUGUGAUGAAAAAGCAGGAAAUACAACGAAUGUAUGUCAUCAUCAGAGCUAGGAGUAGGGGCUCCUACUAUUAGUCCUCAUGAUGAAAAAUAAUUGGAAACAAAACAAAACAAAAACCAAGUGCCCUGUUAAUACUAACUAAUAUUUUAUACUAUCACUUGGGUAAUUUAAUGUGCAAGGAUGUAAAACCUUUUAAACAUGUCUUUGGAUUUGGUUUGCUCCAGAAUGGUCCAAGAAAGCCAUGAGGCUUGUACUUGGCUUUGCCCAGUGUAAAUAAUUGUAACAUGGAUUUUUUUUUUAUUUAUAUACCUUAGAUCAUUUAAAAAAAAAAGUUCCCCAGAUUAGAACCCAUGUUCCAGAUUUUGAUAUUUAAUUUUCCAUUAGUGAAUCUGACCCUGAGUAACCUUGAAAUGGAUUCCUAGUUACGAAGUUGGUAGGGAGUGCUUCAGUUCCUGUUUACCUAUUAUCCUAAAUGAAAUAAGUGUUUACACUGCAUGAGCCUAUGGGAAUAAGGCUAAGAUGCAUUUUAAACAUUUUUUUUUAAGUGUGACCAGUGAUGGCCUGAAAUAUGAAACAAAAAUCAUGAUGUCUGAGAGACAGGGAAUGCAUUCAAACUGCAGUGGAAAAGAUCUAAGUGCAGAGCAUGCCACUAGCAUUAUUGAGCUAUACAAAACCUGUCCCAUAUUGAUUUAGAGGCCACUAAAGAGCAAAUUCAUCUCCUCAAUUCUUUGCAGUAAAUAUUUAUAUGUACAGUUAAUGUUUUCCUGGAACUAAAGUUAAGAAAGUCUAAGUCCCCUGUUGUGAGAACAAGGAGCUGCAGCUCCUUAAAGCAAUGAAAUAACUAAGUCCAUACCAAGGAAUGAUAUUAUCAGAGAAUAAACUCUGAUCUAUUUGUAUGGAAUAGAGACUGAAUGCUUCACAUUUCUGCACAUUGAACUGCAUGCAAAAUACUCACCUCACAUCUACAGUAGGACAGCUAACUCCACCAGAUCUAGGGAAGUCAUCAUUGCAUGCAUGUACAGCAUGGUGUAAAUACACUGUCAGAUAAGUGAGUCUCAGUGCAGGCCAAGCAGUGUCUAUCUGGGAGUGGGGUUCAGUAAUAAGUGGCACAAUGUGUUAUAAAGAGUCAUUGCUCUGGCCUAGAGCAGUGAUAAGAUUUGCACAUUCCAUGUCUAUGCAGAGCAGCCAAGGAACAGCCUUUGUUCAUUGGCCUUCAGAACUGGAUACUCAGUAACUGACAGUUGAUUUGAUGAGACCAAGGGACCAUACUCACAGAUAAGGGAACCAAGAACUGGAGCUGAGCACAUGCCACUCACUGCAAAGCCAGUGAGCCUGAGAGCUUCUCUGGAAAUGCUCACAGGAAGGCCCAGGUCAGUCAGGUGACUAAGAGGUAGGAUUCUGAUACCGUGAAGGAUACUGCCGGACCACACACUCAUUCCAGCCCAGACUCUAACUGUACACAAGCAAUUAGAUGUGACUCAAAAUCCACUGGGUUUAGUCAGAAAUGUGGACAAGACUUUGCCUUGUUGUUCGUACCACUGGUAUUGGGAUUUUUACCACAUUGAUAGAAUAGGAUUGUCAGGAAGUAGGGUCUCUCCACUAUGUACCCUUUGUAGCUAUGUACUCUGCUCACUGUUGGUCCAGACACAGCAAAGAGAGAGUGUGCAAUGUGCCCUUAGCAUCAAGUCAGCUUGGCAUUGAGUCCCCACAAGCACCUAGUCAGUGAGGAAGGCUGUAUUGUACCCUUAAGCCCCUCUUCAGCUAGAGAAGGGGGGUGCCCUUUACACUGGGCUGGCUUCCCAUAUCAAAGUAAGUGGGACGGACCUGGGAAGGCAAGGACAAAGAUACAGGGAUAGCGAUGCCAGGAUUGUUUUAACUUCUAAUGAAUAACUCACCUGAGAAGAUCCAGCCUUCUAUGAUCACUCAGGUUAAACUUUCUCCAAGCAGCCAGUGUGCUUGCCUGGCCUGACGCAGCCCAGCCUCCGGCAGUAUUCACCAGAGCAUUGUGCACUAACUGAUGCCUCGUUAGCCAAUUGCUAUCUCCUUGUGUCUAGAGAAACAGAACUUGUCUAUGCGAAGAACUUGUCUGUGUAUGAUUUUUGUACUGAUCCCAGUCACCCUCUGCGGUGGCUGCACUAGAAACAGUUUACACAGUUAGUAAGGCUUAUACAAACUAAUGUAGUUAUUAUGUGACCCUUCUAGAAGUACUGUAGAUGAAUUGUAGUGUUUAUAUUUCCUUUUAAUCAGCAAUCUGAGGUAGUGUAGAGAGUGUUUUGUACUAGUGGUGUGUUAUUUUUAUCUCAGUAAAUAACUUGUGGACAUCAGUAUUUUCAAUUUCUCUUUAUCUUCUUUCUGUGUGAUCUGUGCUCUAAGUGUAUGUGAACUGAAACACACUUGUCCUUUCAAUGUGUCUAAUAUUGACUUAUACUUAUAUAUUAUAUAAAUGCUUAUAUCCUUCUUAUAUCCAUAUAGACCAAUGUUCAAUGUGCUACACGCAAGUUUUAUACUCUAAUAUUUAUAUUGCUUUUUUUCUUUGGGAAAAAAUAAUAAAAUGGUUUCUUCUGAAUUGAU